AUGGUAGGUGACGUGACACUGCUAUUAGCACUGUUGCUAACUGUGUCUGACAUGACAAUUAUCGUGGCAGGUGACGCACUACGGCUGGCAGGUUCCGCCAGCUCUGGACAACAAGAUUGCUUACCUCUAAACAAGGGAAAGAUCUACAUAUCUAGGACGAGCCAGGUUCUUGUUCAAGAGGAGAAGAUUGAUUCCUUCAAUGCCCCUUUUUAUACACCAAGCCCAGAAGAACUGAAAAAUGAGGUUGAACGAGAGGGGUCAUUUCUCAUAUAUCGCCUGGAGUCCUUUGAAAUUGAUUGGGAUGGUGGUGACCAAGACCAGGGGACACUAGUAUCAAGUGGUCAGAGCGUGGCCAAGACGGUUAGAGCCGUGGUUGAGUCCAUGCUCGAAUGUCAUUUUGGAAGACACAUCAUGGAUGAUUUGUUUCGGAGAUACAGUGACUUUGUGGAUGAUCACUUGUCCAAAAACAGGACCAAGUACACUAAUUUGGUUGUUUCCAUGUCUAAGAUCUAA
Cornus florida is the source of this 513-nucleotide messenger RNA. Its product is annotated as probable jasmonic acid carboxyl methyltransferase 2. Gene Ontology annotation, biological process: methylation. Lineage: Eukaryota; Viridiplantae; Streptophyta; Magnoliopsida; Cornales; Cornaceae. The transcript is spliced from 3 exons. Gene Ontology annotation, molecular function: S-adenosylmethionine-dependent methyltransferase activity. The record is from RefSeq and is a predicted model, not a curated record. Bases 1 to 513 code for a protein of 170 amino acids.